This is a messenger RNA of Melitaea cinxia (Glanville fritillary), 3177 nucleotides long. RefSeq names its product alanine--tRNA ligase, cytoplasmic (gene AlaRS). The record is from RefSeq and is a predicted model, not a curated record. Gene Ontology annotation, biological process: alanyl-tRNA aminoacylation; tRNA modification. Lineage: Eukaryota; Metazoa; Arthropoda; Insecta; Lepidoptera; Nymphalidae. Gene Ontology annotation, cellular component: mitochondrion; cytoplasm. Gene Ontology annotation, molecular function: amino acid binding; alanine-tRNA ligase activity; nucleic acid binding. The transcript is spliced from 2 exons. Bases 149 to 3055 code for a protein of 968 amino acids.
AAUCUAUGGUGUAACCUUAUUGCAGUUGUCAAAGAGUAAAAUAACUUGCUUUAAACAAGCAGUUGUUCACUUGUUCUCACUUGCAAUUUAUACGUGACUCAAAACCUUAAUAUUUUUUGUACGAGUGCCUUAUACGUAAACAACCAUAAUGGAUACAUCACUGACAGGCGAUGAAAUAAGACAAGCUUUCAUAGAUUUUUUUAUUGAGAAAGGUCAUAAAUAUGUUCAUUCUUCGUCUACAAUACCAUUGGAUGAUCCUACCUUACUAUUUGCAAAUGCUGGCAUGAAUCAAUUCAAACCAAUAUUUUUAGGAUCUGUGGAUCCAAACUCAGAUAUGGCUCAGUAUGUAAGAGUCGUCAACACCCAAAAAUGUAUAAGGGCUGGUGGAAAACACAAUGAUUUAGAUGAUGUUGGCAAAGAUGUUUACCACCAUACGUUUUUUGAAAUGAUGGGAAAUUGGUCUUUUGGUGACUACUUUAAAAAAGAAAUCUGUGCAUGGGCUUGGGAACUCCUUACUCAAGUAUACAAACUAUCUGGGGAUAGAUUAUAUGUAACAUAUUUUGGAGGAGAUGUAAAAUCUGGAUUGGAACCAGAUUUGGAAUGUAAAGAUAUUUGGCUAAAGUUAGGAUUACCUGAAUCCCAUAUAUUACCUGGUAGUAUGAAAGAUAACUUCUGGGAAAUGGGUGAAACAGGACCAUGUGGACCAUGUUCUGAAUUACAUUAUGACAGAAUAGGUGGAAGAGAUGCUGCCCAUCUUGUUAACAUGGACGACCCUGAUGUACUUGAAAUUUGGAACUUGGUUUUCAUUCAGUUUAAUAGAGAAACAGAUGGAAGUUUGAAGUUACUGCCUAAAAAACACAUUGAUUGUGGUUUAGGAUUAGAAAGAUUAGUGUCUGUGAUUCAAAAUAAAAGAGCAAAUUAUGAUACUGAUUUUUUUAUGCCUAUAUUUAAAGCUAUUGAAAACGGCACUAAAGUGAGACCUUACACUGGUAAAGUUGGUGCAGAUGACACAGAUGGUAUUGAUAUGGCUUAUCGAGUACUGGCUGAUCAUGCCAGAACUUUAACGAUCGCGUUAUCUGAUGGUGGUCACCCUGAUAACACGGGAAGGGGUUACGUACUACGGAGAAUUUUAAGAAGAGCAGUUCGGUUUGCUUCAGAAAAACUGAAUGCAAAACCAGGAUUUUUUGGAUCAUUGGUGUAUACUGUUGUGAGUUUAUUAGGUGACGUGUUCCCUGAAAUCAAAAAAGACCCAGACUCUAUAGUUCAAACCAUUAAUGAAGAAGAGAUACAGUUUUUGAAAACUUUAACACGUGGUCGUAAUUUGCUUAAUAGAACGAUAGAAAAACUUGGUGAUUCCAAAUCUGUACCUGGAGAUAUAGCUUGGCGGAUGUAUGAUACAUAUGGCUUCCCCAUAGAUUUAACGCAAUUAAUGUGUGAAGAAAAGCAGUUAGUUAUAGAUAUGGAAGGUUAUGAAAAGGCUAAGAAGGAAUCCCAAUUAUCAUCUCAAGGGAAAAAUGUAGGUCAGGAGGAUUUACUAGCAUUAGACAUACAUGCCAUAAGUUAUCUACAAGAAAGUAGUGUGCCUGUUACGGAUGAUUCCCCUAAAUAUAACUACGUCCCAUCUUCAACUGAUAAAGACGCUGAAUAUAAAUUUGCUCCAUGCACUGCUAAAGUGUUAGCUUUACGUAGACAAAAGCAAUUUGUUAAUGAGGUCACAAGUGGCCAGGAUUGUGGUGUUAUUUUAGACUGUACUAGUUUUUACGCUGAACAGGGAGGACAAAUAUUUGAUGAAGGUUACAUGGUAAAAUCUGAUGAUGAAAGUGUAGAGUUCACAGUUAAUAAUGUACAGGUAAAAGGAGGAUAUGUCCUGCAUAUUGGUAAAAUUGAAGGUACACUUAAAGUUGGGGAUUCAUUAAAAUUGUAUAUAGACACAGAAAGACGAAGACUAGUCAUGAAUAAUCACACAGGAACACAUAUACUUAAUAAUGUUUUAAGAAAAGUUCUUGGUAAUGAUUCUGAUCAACGUGGAUCUCUAGUCAUGCCAGAUCGCCUCAGAUUUGAUUUUACUAAUAAAGGUCCUAUGACAGUUAAACAAAUAAAAGAUGCAGAAAGUGAAAUUAAAUCAAUUAUAAACGAUAACAAGCGCGUUUACGCAAAGCAUACCAGUUUAAGUGAAGCAAAGAAAAUCAAAGGACUUCGUGCUAUGUUUGAUGAACACUACCCAGAUCCAGUUCGUGUCGUGUCAGUUGGCAUUCCAGUAGAAGAGUUGGAAAAGAAUCCUGAUGGGCCCAAUGGUUUCGAAACUUCUGUUGAAUUUUGUGGUGGCUCUCAUUUACACCAGACUGGUCAUAUAGGAGAAUAUGUUAUUGUUAGCGAAGAAGGUAUUGCCAAAGGUAUCCGAAGGAUUGUGGCUUUAACAGGUCCUGAAGCUAUAAAAGCUAAUAAUAAAAUGAGCAUGUUGGAAAAUGAAGUAAAUAAUAUCGCUAAUUUCAUUAAAGAACAAGGCGAAAAUAUUAAUCAGAAAGAAAUUGUUAAAAAAAUCGUAGAUCUUACAAAUGAUGUUUCUCAAGCUCAAAUUUCAUACUGGAAAAAAGAGGAACUAAGAACAAUGCUUAAAAAUCUAAAGAAACAGUUAGAUGACAAAGAACGAGCUGCUAAAGCAAUGACAAUCAACUUAGUGAUAGAAAAAGCUAAAGAGUUAUGUUUGGGUGAUAAAUGUUCGGAAAUAAUUGUAACAGAUCUGAAUGCCUACAAUAACACAAAAGCAUUAGAUGGUGCUUUAAAACAAGUUAAACAGCUACAGCCUAAUACAGCUGCAAUGUUUUUCUCUGUUGAUGAAGAUUCAAAUAAAAUAUUUUGUUUGGCAGCUGUACCUAAAAGUCUAAAUGAAAAAGGUUUAGUGGCAUCUGAAUGGGUUCAAUCUGUUGUGCCCGUAAUUGGAGGUAAAGGAGGUGGAAAAGCAGAAUCUGCGCAAGCCUCUGGAAACAAUGUUAAGGCUUUAGAUGAAGCAAUGAAGAUAGCCCGCGAAUUUGCUAAUUCUAAAUUACAUAACUAAAAUCGCCAUUACUUUUUAUUAAAUCCUCGUUUUUCUACACUGAAAAUAAUAUCGUAACUUUUAUUGCUAUUAUGAAUAGAUUAUAUAUGGAAUUCUACUAAGAGUACAGUUUCUGAAAAAUA